UAAAAAAAAGGUUUUUAAAUUUUACAGAAAAAAAAUUGCCAGACUUUAUUGGCAAAUUUUUAAAUUAACAUAAACAACUGGCAUCCCGUUCUACGAAUGCAGGGAUCUGAAUGUUUUAAAUGAGAAUUAUUCAAAAUGGUUGAAAUAUUCAAGAACUUGGUGGGUACUCUAAUCCGAGGACCGUAUCAUGUACAGAUUGUGAACACUUCAGAUUACAAUAAUCAAGUUUUGAGUGAUCCCCCACUCUACCUCUACAAAGAAAGAUCUACAUUCCAUGCUAUUUUGAAAUUACCAAAGUCUAGCUCAAAAGUUUUCAGUUUGUUCUGUUUGAGAGAAGAAGGAGAAGCAUUUGUAGUAUUCAAUUCCUUCCGGCAACGCCUGGCUAAACUGAUUAUUCCAGUUCCUCCCGACCUUGAUUGCAAACUAUUAAAAACUAUCUGUGACUGCUUAAGGGAGAACCCAUUAUGGUCGACUGCCCAUAUAGCAGCUUAUGUAGGCUAUGAAGAUGCUUUCAAGAAUGUGGAUGUCUUAAGGCACAUAAAUGAACAAUCACAAAUUACGGGUAAAACGGCUUUGAUGGUUGGUGUCAAGAAUAACAAUUUCCAGUGUGUGAAGACGAUGUUAAAGAAUGGUGCAAUGACAGAUCUGAAUGACAGAGAUGGCAACACUAUAUUCCACUAUGCCAUCCACUCCAAAGAAGUUAUCAUGUUGUUCAAGGAUUAUUCUGCAGCCAGUGCCAUUAACAAAAAGAACAACAAUGGUGAGACACCCUUCUUUCAUUGUUGUCAACAAGGGAGUCUGGAGUGCACUCAGGCUCUUCUUGAUAUUGGAGCAGAUCCCUAUCAAAUGAGUCAUGGAGUCGCUCCCAUCCACGUAGCCUUGAAGAGGGGAGAUUCCAAUUUGAUUGAAUUACUGUGCAACUUCGACAAGAGGCUGGCCUCUCAGCAAGACCAGAAAUACGGAGGCUUCCCAAUCCAUUGGGUACAAAAAGAAGAGCAUAUUAACAUUCUGAGGCAAUACGGAGCUGACAUAAAUGUCAUCAGUACUUACAAUUCUCGCUCCGCUCUCCACAUAAUGUUGGAGAAGCACCGCUACAACUGCGCCAUGACUUUACUUAGUCAUGGCAUAGAUGCCAACUUGAAAGAUAAAGAUGGUAAUACAGGUCUUCACAUUGCGGUUGAGCAUCAAAACCUGAGCAUGGUGAGAGCUCUGGCAAUAUUCGGGACUGAUCUGAACAUUCGUAACAAUCAGCGGCACACUGCAAGACAUAAAGCUGCUUUACUGAAAAAUGAUAAUGGGCCUGAAAUAGUAUGUUCACUAAAUCAAAGUGGGGCUUCUCGUUGCGGAACUGAUGUGUCUGGCUGUCUCCGAGGUUGUGUAUCUGGUGGUCAGUUCAAUGGAAGUUUGAAAACAAAAUCUCUUAUGACUGAUGAUUACGAUGCUGCCUAUGAUGAAAUGCUAAUAGGGCAAUUUCUAGCUACACAUGGUGCCAACAAAAACAAGGAUGGUUACAGGGUCCUCUGUCUUGAUGGUGGUGGUAUCAGGGGUUUAAUUACGAUCCAGAUGUUAAUUGAAAUAGAGAAACAUGUUGGUAAACCAAUCCAAGAAUGUUUUGACUGGAUUUCUGGCACAAGUACAGGAGGAAUCCUCGCUUUGGCCAUAGCCCAGGGUAAACCGUUGAAUUAUUGCAAAAGUUUAUAUUUCCGGAUGAAAAAUGAUAUAUUUUCUGGCAAACGACCAUAUUCUUCUGACAAACUCGAACAACUGCUGAAAGAUGAGUUUGGUGAAGACACUGUCAUGUCAGAUUUGAAACGGCCAAAGGUGAUGGUGACAGCUGUCAUAGCUGACCAGAUUCCACCCAAGCUGCAUCUCUUCCAGAAUUAUUCUUACUCAUUAGCGUUACCCAACAUAGAGCAACAGCCAGAGGAGACAUCUAUCCAUGCCCAAAAAGUGUGGCAUGCAGCUCGCUGUUCAGGUGCUGCUCCAACAUUUUUUCGAGCAUGUGGAAAGUAUUUAGAUGGAGGCCUGAUGAGUAACAAUCCAACUCUUGAUACCCUCACUGAAAUCCACCAGUACAACCUUGCAGAGCAACAAAAUAACCGAGAGACACGACCAGUAGGUUGUGUUGUAUCACUUGGCACCGGACGUAAACCUGUUGUUAAAACCAACAGUAUGGAUGUUUACCUACCUGAAAACUUCCUUGAUAUUGCAAUUUGUGCUGUGAGAAGUUUGGCACUCAAAGACCUCAUUGUCCAUCAGGUAACCAACACUGAUGACCAACCUGUCCAACAAGCGAGAUCUUGGUGCAAUAUGUUGAACAUACCAUAUUUCCGAUUCAACCCUCCACAAAGUGAAGACAUCCCAUUGGAUUGUCAGGACAGUGAGAAAAUUGUUGAUGUCAUGUGGGAAACUUUGUGUUAUUGUAAUACCCACAAAUCAAAAUUUGAAAAUCUUGCAACUAUUCUAAUGAGUAGAUAAGAUCUGACUGCAUUUUAUUUGGAAGCGGGGUGGAUUUCUUUUUCUUCUCCAUACACACACACAAAACAAAGGAGAAAUAUUGAACAGACAAAUAUUUUUUAAAAUUUUGUUGAGAAUAUAAAUAGUAAAUAAGAUAUAUUUUUCAUGGAAUUUAUAUCUAGUUUGUAAAUGUAUUAUUCUAUUUGGUAAAUUGUGAUGCUAUAAAAAUAAUAAAGUAAAUAUUGACUUA
Molecule: messenger RNA, 2707 nt
Organism: Octopus sinensis (East Asian common octopus)
Lineage: Eukaryota; Metazoa; Mollusca; Cephalopoda; Octopoda; Octopodidae
Product: 85/88 kDa calcium-independent phospholipase A2
Exons: 17
Coding region: 136-2478 (780 amino acids)
Biological process (GO): lipid metabolic process; positive regulation of ceramide biosynthetic process
Cellular component (GO): mitochondrion
Molecular function (GO): protein binding
Source: RefSeq, a predicted model, not a curated record